GUUCCGUCAUGUUUCAGUGAUGCGCUCGUUGGAGCUUAUGGUGGGUGACCUUGGGGAUUGACUUUCGUUAUGAGAUUUCGGCGAAACUGCUUCUCCGUUGCAUCCGGAACAUACAAAUUCUUGUUGGGCGAGCCAAACUCCGAUGAUACUCCGACAAAAUAAAUAAGCGAGUUAAAGUCCGAUGAAAGCCGCCGUACUCGGUGCAAUGCAUUCCAUAUAUCGUUGCACAAUCGACGACGAUGGAUUCAAAGAUAAUGGACGUCAAAAUGAACGACGAGAAGUCUUCGCAGGUGGCUCCUUCCAACGCAAAAUGGAACACCAAGAACCUAAUUCCACGACUGGCCACGGAUGCUACUGCCGCGUUCGCAUCCGCCGUCACAGUUGCACCUCUCAUCACAAUCAUAGAUAAAGCCAUUAUGGAAAACGCAUCAGGCCGUGCCCCGAUAAAAGAGUCCCUCAGGGCAUCCUUUCGCUCCUUAAUACUAUCCCCGAAAUCGAUGUUCUUCUCGAAACCCUUCGGCCUAAUAUGCAUGCUCUACGGCGGCACCUACCUAACAGCAAACACCCUCGACACCAUCACAUCCACCGUGACCGCCCAGGACGCGACGCUCGUUACUUCUGGCCCCUUAAAAUUCGCUGCCUCCUCCACCGCCAACAUUGGCCUCUGCCUCAUCAAAGACCGCAAGUUCGCACAGCUCUUCGGUCCGAGUGGACCUCCUCGCCCGGUCCCGAUGCCCACCAUGAUACUCUUCGCCAUGCGUGACUGCAUGACUAUCUUCGCAUCGUUUAACAUCCCACCACUAAUAGGCCCGUCAAUGUCGCGACACAUGGGCGAGCUGGAAGAGACAAUUAGCGCACAGACAAUCGCGCAGUUUGCGGCGCCCGCAGCGAUCCAGCUGGUCAGCACACCGAUGCAUUUGCUCGGCCUGGACCUCUACAACAGACCGCAUGGCGAGGGGUGGAGGAGUAGGGCCUCCAUCAUCUGGAAGAAUUGGGGAAUCAGUGCUGCGGCGCGAGUGUGUCGGAUUGUGCCGGCGUUUGGGGUUGGCGGCGUGAUCAAUAAGAACGUGCGGAGUAAGGGAAUGGCGAUGUGGGCGUGAUGAAAAGGGGUUCAUUGGGUACUUGGACUUGUAAUGCUUGGCGAGGCGUUGAGGGCGUUUGGGACUGCUUCAGCAGAGUGUAUGAUUAUUAAUGAGCGGUCUGGUGCAGCAUGGGCAUAGAUGGAGUUCACACAGAGCAUAGCAUAUAGCGUAGUAUAUAGCGUUGUAGAGGCUAGUUUGACACGAAUAGGGGACCAUUAGAUAGGGUCUCCUACAAGAUCCGGAGACAACGAAUGAGACGGAAACAGAAAUAUAUAAUACUUACCACCCUCC
This is a messenger RNA of Pseudogymnoascus verrucosus, 1373 nucleotides long. RefSeq lists its product as uncharacterized. The transcript has 2 exons. Lineage: Eukaryota; Fungi; Ascomycota; Leotiomycetes; Thelebolales; Thelebolaceae. Bases 240 to 1100 code for a protein of 286 amino acids. The record is from RefSeq and is a predicted model, not a curated record. Gene Ontology annotation, cellular component: mitochondrion.